AUGGCAGUUAUUACUUUUGCAUUCGUGCUCGCCGUUGCUGCAUAUGGCAUCGUGCACCUUUUCAUAGCUUGCCGUGCCAAGACGAGGGCUCCUAAAGGGCUUCAAGAUGUGCCGUUUGCUGGAACUGGUGCUCAAAUGGGGCCCCAACCUCAGCGGCAGCUUCAGAAAUGGGCUUCCAAACAUGGAGAACUCUUCAAGACCCACUUGGGGCGCGAGGAAUGGAUAUACGUGAACAGCCCAGCAGCCGUCAAGGAGAUCUUCGACAAGCAGUCACAGCACACCUCGUCGCGUGCACCAAGCCCGGUCGUUUCGGACCUUCUAUCUGGUGGGAUGAGAUUCCUCCUCAUGCCCUACUCGCCUGAUUGGAGGAAACUUCGGGCAAUUGUGCACAAGCUUCUGACACCCAAGUCAUCAAAUACGUUCAUGCCAUCUCAACUAUUUGAAGCAAAACAGCUGCUCUGGGAUAUCCUAACUGACAAUGCGAACCAAAAAAACUUCUACAUGCAUAUUCGUAGAUAUACUACCUCCGUGGUGAUGACUUCAACUUACGGCCGACGGGUACCUGUGUGGGAUUGCGAAGAUAUCCACGAGAUAUACGGUCUCAUGCAGGAAUUCAGUGAGGCCGCACAACCAGGAAAGCACGUUGCCGAAACAUUCCCCCUUCUCGCCAAACUUCCAACGUGGAUGCAAUGGUGGAGGAAGUCAGCCUUACAGUCGUUCCACCGCCAGGCAGCCAUUUGGAUGCGAUACUGGGCUACACUCAAGGAACAAAUUGACUCAAAGCGAGCCCCGGAGUGCUUCGUUAAACAGUUCAUCGAGACUGAUUAUGAAAAGAACGGUAUCAGCGAGCUACAAGCUAGCUUUGUUGCGGGAACAAUGAUUGAAGCAGGCUCCGAGACAACUUCCUCAGCGCUUAACUCGUGUGUCAAAUAUUUUGCAGCAUAUCCAGAGGCCCAAGCCAAGGCAUACGCCGAAGUCCGGCGCGUGGUUGGCGAGAACCGAAUGCCGACCUUUGAUGAUGAGCAUGACCUGCCAUAUAUCCGAGCCUGUGUUAAGGAAGUCCUUCGAAUUCGGCCGGUCACCAAUAUCGGAAGCCCCCACUACAGCACGAACGACAUCAUAUACAAGGACUACUUCAUUCCAGCAAAUUCCGUCAUUGUGAUCAAUCAAUAUGCACUGCACUUCGAUCCAGCACGAUACAAGGAUCCCGAGGCAUUCAUUCCAGACCGUUACUUGAACCAUCCUCUCAAAGCGGGUGCAUACUCUGCCCACCCUGAUCCAUAUGAACGAGACCACUUCGACUUCGGAGCCGGUCGACGGAUUUGUCCUGGUAUGCAUCUGGCGGAAAACAGUCUCUUCAUCACCAUAGCUUGCAUUAUUUGGGCUUUUGAAAUCCUGCCACCCCUUGAGAAUGGUAAGACUGGGGUGGUCGAUGUUUCUGAUUCGGCCUAUGAGAAUGGAGCGAAUACGCUUCCAAAGCCUAGCAAGUUACGCUUCGUCCCGCGUAGCUCGCGGGUCGAAAAUACUCUCAGAACUGAAUGGGAAAAUGCCAAAAAGGAAGGCUAUAUGCUGGGGAACAUAAAGGUCAACGUUGAGGGCAUGGUUGCGCGCGGCAAAUGA
Penicillium cataractarum is the source of this 1620-nucleotide messenger RNA. Its product is annotated as cytochrome P450. Gene Ontology annotation, molecular function: heme binding; monooxygenase activity; iron ion binding. The transcript has 6 exons. The record is from RefSeq and is a predicted model, not a curated record. NCBI's taxonomy places the organism in Eukaryota, Fungi, Ascomycota, Eurotiomycetes, Eurotiales, Aspergillaceae. Bases 1 to 1620 code for a protein of 539 amino acids.